AUGGGGAGCAAAGAAGAAAGCAAUAAAAUGGAAAUUGAUCUAUCCCUCCAACUUGACGAAAACCCGCAAUCCAAGAACUAUCAAGUCGAAGAAGUAGAAGCUCGAACGGGAUAUUUCCAGCCCGAAAACUCUAAGAUUACUGAAGAGAUAUCAAUCCUACAGAUGAAGAUGAAUCAUAUGAAGGAGGAGAACAAGAUAUUAAGCAAAGCUGUAGAACAAAUUAUAAAAGAUUAUUAUGAUCUUCAAACAAGAUUUGCUAUCAUCCAACAAAACAAGGAUUCGGAAAAAAAAUUAUCUAUGCUCAAAGGAGAUGAUGGUGAUUCGAGUCAAGGGCCAAAAGAAAGUACAAAGAUGUUUGAUCAUAUCAAGAAUCAAAGGGUGCUGUCAUCAGCAUCAGAAGAAGCUGGUACAGAAGAAAAUGAUGAAUUAGGGUUAUCUUUGACACUACGAACCAGUUCGAAGAAAUUAGAAGAAGACAACACGAUGAAGGAGAAUAUAGAAGGUACAACAGGAUUUGCACCAGUUCAAGGUAUGGUACAAGGAAGUAAUUAUAAAAGGCCUGGAAUUACUUCUCCACCAGAUAAAAGAGCUAGAAUUUCUGUCAGGGCCAGAUGUGAAACAGCCACUAUGAAUGAUGGAUGCCAAUGGCGAAAAUAUGGACAAAAGAUUGCUAAAGCAAAUCCUUGCCCUCGAGCCUACUAUCGUUGCACGGUAGCUCCUGGUUGCCCAGUCAGAAAGCAGGUGCAAAGGUGUUUGGAGGACAAGUCAAUACUGAUCACAACGUAUGAAGGAACACACAAUCAUCCACUUCCAGUAGGUGCAGCAGCAAUGGCAUCAACAACAGCCUCCUACAUGUGUAAUGAAAUAACAACCUUAAACCAAACAAAUUUCCCAUAUUACAACAUCCCUCAUAUGAUAUAUCCACCUUUUCCAUAUGUUCCAAACCUAAGAAACAUAAACCCUAUUCUUUUUCCUUCAACUGGAGUUGUUCUUGAUCUCGCAAACAAUGCUGGCGCUAGCUCUUCACAUUCAAUAGAAAAUUUGGGCUAUUCUUUGAAUGGAAAUAUUCUUUAUAACCAGCUUUUUCCUGGCCAUAAACUAGUUGAAGAAAUACUUUCCAAAGGUGAAGGAAAUAAUAAUAUUAGUAGUGCAGUUGCAUCAGAUCCUAAGUUUAGGGUUGCUGAAUGA
Fraxinus pennsylvanica is the source of this 1188-nucleotide messenger RNA. The record is from the annotation of a GenBank genome assembly. NCBI's taxonomy places the organism in Eukaryota, Viridiplantae, Streptophyta, Magnoliopsida, Lamiales, Oleaceae.